This is a messenger RNA of Brettanomyces bruxellensis, 333 nucleotides long. It is a transcript of the gene CYC1, whose product is annotated as iso-1-cytochrome c. Gene Ontology annotation, molecular function: electron transfer activity; heme binding. The coding region runs from base 1 to 333 and encodes 110 amino acids. The transcript has a single exon. Lineage: Eukaryota; Fungi; Ascomycota; Pichiomycetes; Pichiales; Pichiaceae. Gene Ontology annotation, cellular component: mitochondrial intermembrane space. Gene Ontology annotation, biological process: mitochondrial electron transport, cytochrome c to oxygen; mitochondrial electron transport, ubiquinol to cytochrome c. The record is from RefSeq and is a predicted model, not a curated record.
AUGGCUGCUCCAUACAAGAAAGGUAACGCAAAGAAGGGAUCUAUGUUGUUCAAGACUAGAUGUGCCCAAUGCCAUACUGUUGAAAAAGGGGGCCCUCACAAAGUUGGACCAAAUCUUCAUGGUGUUAUCGGAAGAACUUCCGGUACUGCCGAGGGUUAUAAUUACACUGAUGCCAACAAGUCGGCAGCUGUGAAGUGGAGUGAACAAACCCUGUGUGACUACUUGGAAAAUCCAAAGAAGUACAUUCCAGGUACCAAGAUGGCUUUUGGUGGUUUGAGAAAGGCCAAGGACAGAAACAACCUUGUUGCAUACUUGGCUGAUGCCACCAAAUGA